AUGCAACUUGCUCCUCCGCCCGUCGUGGGGCCUCAAAAUUGCUGCACUUACGCAACAGAUGUGGCCAUUUUAAGGAAGGCGAUGACCCUCAGCAGCGGCAACUUCGUGGUCACCAACAGCAGCGGCGACCUCAUCUUCAAAGUGAAGGGAGCUUUACUUACCCUUCAUGACCGCAGGGUCUUGAUCGACGCCACCGGGCAGCCGGUUCUCACGCUCAGGCGAGAGAUAAGGGCUGAUCACGGUCCAUGGCGAGCGUUUAAAGGGAAGAGCUCGGACAUGAGGGACCUUGUCUUCACUGCCAAGAUUAGUUCAGCGAUCCAGCUCGAGUUAGAAGUUUUCUUAGCAAGUAACAGGAACGAGGAUGUCCGCGACUUCAAUGUCAAAGGUUUCGAGCGGUCUUGUGUCAUCUAUGCCGGACAGCCUCCCUGUAUCAUUGCCCAGAUGCAAAAGGAGACUGGUACCCAAACUCAAAGUGUGCCUCUGGGAAAGGACAAGUUUAUGGUCACGGUCUAUCCGAACAUCGACCGUGCAUUCAUCGUCGCCCUCAUUGUGAUCUUUGAUGAAAUAAAAGGGGGGGAUUGGUGA
Molecule: messenger RNA, 585 nt
Organism: Eucalyptus grandis
Lineage: Eukaryota; Viridiplantae; Streptophyta; Magnoliopsida; Myrtales; Myrtaceae
Product: protein LURP-one-related 15
Exons: 3
Coding region: 1-585 (194 amino acids)
Source: RefSeq, a predicted model, not a curated record